GGCGGGCAGAGGGGAAGGAAGGAAGGAAGGAGAGGCGGAGCCCGCCCAGGCGGCAGCAGCAGCAGCAGCAGCACCACAGGAAAAAGUUUGCAAAGAGUUUCUGGAGGCGGCUCCCAAGGGCGCUUGGUGCGUGGUGGUUGGAGGAGGCGCCCCAGCCGCAGCAUGGACGCCCUCAAGUCCGCCGGACGGGCCAUCAUCCGGAGCCCCAGCCUGGCCAAGCAGAGCUGGGCCAGCAGCAGGCACAAAAAGCUCCCUGAAAACUGGACUGACACCCGGGAAACCCUGCUGGAGGGCAUGCUCUUUAACCUGAAGUACCUUGGCAUGACGCUGGUUGAACAGCCCAAAGGAGAAGAGAUGUCUGCUGCUGCUGUCAAAAGAAUUGUAGCCACAGCAAAAGCAAGUGGUAAAAAGCUCCAGAAAGUUACCCUGCAGGUGUCUCCCAGGGGGAUCAUCCUCAGCGACAGCAUCACUAAUGAACCAAUCGAAAACAUCUCAAUAUACAGGAUAUCCUACUGCACGGCUGACAAGGCACACGACAAAGUUUUCGCCUACAUUGCCCAGAGCCAACACAACGAGAACCUGGAGUGCCACGCUUUCCUCUGCACCAAACGGAAAAUGGCGCAAGCCGUCACCCUCACAGUUGCUCAGGCGUUCAAAGUAGCGUUUGAAUUUUGGCAAGCAUCCAAGGAAGAGAAGGAGAAGCAGGAGAAGGCCAUCUUGGAAGGAGAAGGUACCAGCAGUCCAAGCUCAGACAGUUCUGCUUCUCCGAAAGGCUUGGUCACCAUAGGAAACCUCUUAGACCUUGAGAACGUUGCCAAAACCCCUUUGACUGUGAACACAAACUCUGCGCACUUAGAUGGCAGCAUCUUCAGGCCACAUUCACCAGAAAACAAUAACAUAGUAUGGACGUUGGAUGAUGGACUGGAUGAAGCAUUUUCAAGGCUGGCUCAGUCUCGAACUAACCCCCAAGUCCUCGACAUUGGCUUGAAUGCUCAAGAUGUCCAAAGCGCUGAAAUCCUCUCACCUGUAGACUGGGAUAAAGUUGAUUCCACGGCGGCGGCAGAAAAAGAUGAUAACUUCUUUGGGUUCUGACGUUCCCUCCCCCCAACCGUUUUUCUCCUGACAAGCGUUCAUGUUUAAUAACCACUAAGAGUCAAUGAACUUGAAGCACUGCAUCUAACUGGAGGGUUACAUUAAAUGACUAUUGUUUAUUCUUGGCAGGUGAUCUAACUGGAGGGUUUUCUUAAGAAGAGGGAAGGCUGAUAGCCUUGUUCAAAUGGAUGACACUCUAAAACCUUGUAGACCAAAGCUUUAGAUACCUAAUAUAUCUUUUAUAUAAAUUUCUUUUUGAGCUUUGCUUUUAUAUAUUUAUUCAAGAACCUCUCCAGUUUACAUAUAUUAUGGAAAUUAUGUAGCAUCCUCUAACAUAACAUGAGAGUAUUAGUCUGUUUUCCCCAUGGUAAAUGGAGGUGUUAGCUAUGUCUGUGAAGGGGGUUGGCUGUACGUCACCAAAGUGAUCUGAACUGCUUUGCCUUUUCCCAGGUGUUCCAGCAAGGAAGGAAUUGCUCUAGGAGAUACAGUGAGGGCAGGCUAGUGACUGCCUGGCUGGCUUUGAGUGGUGGGAUUGAGCUGAGGAUACUGUUGCUACUUUACUAAUGGCAAGAAAAUAGCAAUGGUUGGUAUCCAGACAAAUGCAGCGUGGCCAUGCCAGGAAGAUGCAUCUGCACUGAAGAGAGCUUACCCACUACCGCUGCAUCUCUGCAUGCAGCAGGAGGGAGCAAAUUUUUAACAAACCUCUGGAAGUGCCCUAUGUCACUCGAAAAUAUGUCCCUGAGGGCUGUGCAGCCCUCAGGGACAUAUUUUCAGGUGGUGCAGGGCAUUUACAGAAGCAGAGAACAUCCAGAUUUGCUCCCCGCCACAAUGCACCCCCCACUGCACAGCUGGGAAAACUCCACAGUGCAGACAUGACUUUCUGGCACCUCUGUGCUUCAUUGUACUCUCCCAGCAAAUCCAGCAACAGCUAAGUGGUUGGGGCAUAGCUAGAUGGGUCUCAUUUCCGGGACCAGUAGGGUUGUUUUGGUCCUACUGACCCUCACCCUUCUACACACUGAUUAGUAAGAAGGAAGGAUAGGCUGAAGCAAACCUCAUAGUCUGCAAACUGUGUGGAUCAGAGCUAAUAAAACUGAACCUUUUUGAGACACAAUGAGAGGGAGUAACAUGGAGGAUUGCAUGUAAAUGAUUGGAGGGUGUCUUUUCGCCCUACAGGGUCAUGCACCUGAUAUGGGCGAUGAUAUUAUCUUUAUUUUAUUUUAUUUUAUUUUAUUUUUUUAUUUAUUACAUUUCUAGUCCACCACAUCCAAAGGCUCUGGGCGGUACACAAGUUUAAAAAACAUGAAAACAAACACCACUUAAAACACACUUCUUACAACAAUAUAAAAACAAUUUUAAAACAAUUCAGAACCAUUUAAAAUCAAUUAAAAUGCUUUUUAAAAGAAACAAUUUUAAAACCUUGAAAGGCCAGGCGUUUUUAGGGCCCUCUUAAAGGCCAACAGUGAGCCCAAACUGCGGAUAUCUACCAGGAGUGCAUUCCAUAGGCCAGGAGCAGCUACAGAGAAGGCCCGGCUGCGAGUUGCCACCAGACAUACCGGUGGUAACCGGAGAUGGACCUCUCCAGAUGACUUCAACAUGCAAUGAGGAUCAUACAGAAGAAGGCGCUCUCUAAGGUAGCCCAGACACAAGCUGUUCAGGGCUUUAAAGGUGAUAACCAGAAGUUUGUAUUUUGCCCGGAAACGUAUCGGCAGCCAGUGCAACUGUUUUAAAACAGGCAUAAUAUGGUCUCUCCGGGUUACUCCAGAGACCAGUCUGGCUGCCGCAUUCUGAACUAACUGAAGUUUCCAAACUACAUACAAAGGCAGCCCCACAUAGAGCGCAUUGCAAUAGUCCAGCCUGGAGGUUCCCAGCUGAUGCACCCUAGCCUAAGGAAACCACCAACCUGGCUUCACUAUUUCCAUGGGCAGGAGGAGCCUCGCUUCUCUUUUCCUUGUUAGAACACCUGCUGGCCUUGAGUACUAGGGAUGGUACAGUGUACCUGGUUGCUUUCCAUAGUAAGCAGAGGUGAUGUUCUGAAAAGGCCUUCCUCUUCCUUGAGACAGGUGUGAACUUCACCAUGAAUCCAGGAAACUGCCAUCUGAAUAUGUUCAAGUGGUCUGCAGUUGGAAUUGGAGUUCAAGCAUGCACAUGGAUUGGACACAGAUGGUCCAUGGCCCUUUUGCAGCCUGAUUGUUGAGACAAUGGGGCCACAUGAGGGUUUUUUGUUUUGUUUGUGGUGGGGGUUGCAAGAAUUUCAGUCAUCUGUGUUUCUACCCAGACUUCAGCCUGGGAGCUUUCCAGAUUAAACCUACAACUGUGUCGCUGCGAAUCUGCUAAGUGUGUUUCCAUACUUCCUGUGUUGUGACACGGCAGUCUCUGGGCAGACGGCAAGGUGCCGAUUCCUUCUUUCGGAUUUUAUCUUUGCAUUAUAGUGAUAUAACGUUGCAAGUCCAUUGCAGGGAAAAUAGCUGUAUUUUAGCGUUUGAGAUCCUGGGGAUUUGUUUUCAAUACGAUCCUGCCGAGUUGAAGCAUUUUACCCAUUGUAGCCUGUAAUCUGGAAAGCGCCCUGCAUACAAACAGAAGAUGAGGUAGUAAAACUGUUCCUGUACUGUGCCCCUUCAGACUGCAAAUGGGAGAUUCACAAGACGAUGGUGCACCUCCUGUGUAAGGAGAAAGCCUUGUUGCACAUAGAGAACUAAAUGCCAGAGAGAAUAAUUAGGCUCUUCCUGAUAUGUUGGGGGGGGGUUAUAUGCAGGGUGUGUGCGUGUGUGUCUAAGAAUGUUCAAACAUAUGAACAAUGUUCAAACACAUGAAUAUUCAGACUACUGUGCAGUCGGAAGUGCUACAGACCAAUUCCCCCACCACCACCUGCCGUUUGCUCAGACAAGCAGCAUCACUUGAGACAAAGGAAGAAAGGAGGAGGGUGCACAUUUGGCUGACAGAAGGUGAGAUGAUAGGUGAGGUUCUCCAGAAAAGGCUUUGUGUUUUGAGGAGCAGGACUGUGUGUGAGAGAGGUGGGGAAGGUUGCAUUUCCAUGUGUACCUGCAGGGUCUUGGAGUUGCCGCAUUGCCUUGAUCCUGAGCAGAAGGCUGCAUGCUUGCUGAACAAUGCCUUGCAUCUAUUCUGCAUUUUCACCCCUUCAGAGAAGGCGGCUGCUUAUGGCUGCACUUUUCCCUCUCGGACCCCACCAAAGAAAAAGUGUGGGUAGGCUCUGGCAAAAGAUAAUGCAAGUUUUAAGGACCAACAUCUGCUUUUGUACAAGUAGUUUCAAAAGCAGUUUCCAUCUUGUAUUCCUCUUAUACUGGAAGCAGGAAAAUCGCCAUAGCUGAUAAAAUGAAAGAGAAUUGCCUUUGAAUUUUCAGUGGGCAGAAUAGGCUUUCUUUCUUUUUCUUUCUUUCUUUCUUUCUUUCUUGGUCAACUUCAAAAUGAAGUAGGCGUGCUUAUCCAAAGACUUGUAGCUUUGCACUUUAAAACAAACUUGAACUGAAAUUAUGGUUUCAAAUGGCAAACAAGCCUUGUGUAACCAUAACCUUUUCUCUUUUCUCUUUUCCUUUUGAAAGUGUUAUUUCAAAAACAAAACAAAACAAAACAGCAGUCAAAUGUUCUUCCUACAACUGAUUCCUCGCUCUUUUGCAGAAGCAAAAUGUGUGAAGAGACAUCCAUCACAUUGAUGGAGAUAUUGGAGUUUCAAUCUCCAUGUUUAUCUUCACAUUAGCCACCUAGGAAGAAUUCAGCUGCUGAGGCUUGGCUGCAAGUUUAAAAAUAAAAAAGUGGCCUUUUGUUUCUUCUCCUUAAACCAUCUUCCCUUUCUGUUUGACUUGUUCCAUCUUGCUCCCCAAGCAUUUAAACCAUUAGAUAGAUGGCUGCCAAAUUGGAUUAAAGAAAAGCAGUCAUUCCUUUUGACCUUCCAUUUUUAAAGAAAACGUGGCUGUUUGUAUGUGAGCUUAUAUUUUACCCCCAUGUCUUCCCUGCACACCACCUGCAUUUCUUGCAGAGGCUUAGAAAAGAAUCUCUGUCUGAUUUCUCAUUUUGUAGACUCUGGAUUUAUAAAGCAAAAUAAUGGGACAAUCAGGAUUAAGGUCAUUAAGAGAUUACUUUUAACAAUGAUCUUGAAUAGCUGCACUGUGACACAGUUUGCCAUGUUUGUGGCCUUGUUGGAAAUAUACUAAUCUGUUUUAUGGAUUUGUAAUUGGCUGCUGAAAUACUAAUUUUACUUUCCCAAGUACACUUUUUAUAACUCUGCUAAUAUAAUAGUUGUGCAAAGCAAAACUUUAAACAGGCUGAGAAGACAGAACUCUGAACAGAGGAUUAAUCUGAAACCAGGUAGUUUGGAAACUUUCCCCUUGUACCACACUGUUUAUACUCUGAAGAAAAGUGUGUAAAGAAAUGUCCUUCAUCUCAUCAAGCAAAGGUAGCUGUGAUGUGUCUGAACUUGCUCAGGGCACAAAGCUCUUACAUUUGGGUUGGUGACAUGAAGCCAGUUGAAGAUUUCUACUUUUAAAAGUGUCUUCUUGCUUAUAUGGGCAAACGAGGCAGGAUUAUGUGCCCAAACCUGAAACCUGGCAGGGAGCUGUGACCAUCCUAAGAACUGUUGAAAUAAUAGUCUAAGAGUUUUAUCUCUGUGUGAAUAUAUGCUUUUUCUUUUCUUUUUUUCCUUUCUUUUCUUUCUUUUCUUGAGAUCCUCUGAGGAUAUACUUAACAUGCACAAUAUAAUACCUGUGUGUAUAUAGUUAAACAUAUGCUGUAAAAAGUAUCAGUGUGAUGAGUAAAUAAAGUCUACCUUUUUCUCCGUUA
Hemicordylus capensis (graceful crag lizard) is the source of this 5883-nucleotide messenger RNA. RefSeq names its product low density lipoprotein receptor adaptor protein 1 (gene LDLRAP1). The transcript is spliced from 9 exons. Gene Ontology annotation, cellular component: early endosome. The record is from RefSeq and is a predicted model, not a curated record. Bases 163 to 1092 code for a protein of 309 amino acids. NCBI's taxonomy places the organism in Eukaryota, Metazoa, Chordata, Lepidosauria, Squamata, Cordylidae.